Molecule: messenger RNA, 5588 nt
Organism: Lepisosteus oculatus (spotted gar)
Lineage: Eukaryota; Metazoa; Chordata; Actinopteri; Semionotiformes; Lepisosteidae
Product: zinc finger protein 800
Source: RefSeq, a predicted model, not a curated record
GUGGCAACGACAUUGGCAUUCACAUUGCUGUGGAGUGGAGCAAGUACUGCACCUUUGCGCAGCAGCAGCUCUUCAGUUCUCAAAGGUCUCCCUCUCAGUGCACAAAGGCAGCUGCCGAAGGAACAGUUUCAGCCUGAGAGCGAACCGGUGCUGAGAGCAGUGAUAAACAAUCUCCAGUAGAUACCGAGAGACGGUCUGGGGGAAGCCACACAGACAAAACCCGCGACUGCAACGCUGUUUUACCGGGACCUCAGUCCUUGGCUGGACCGCAGACAGGCUGAGACAGGAACUGAAAUACUAGGCAUCUGCAAAGAUGGAUCCUUCAUCUCUCAGUUGCCAAAUAUGUGGAUCACUAUGGAGGUGCAUCUGUGACGUGAGCUCUUGCAGUCCUGCUGUGAGAAAUAUGGACAAAUCCAAUUCUGCUCUUAGGAAAACGUCACACUUUUUACGAAACCAGCACCCCAGUAAAACUGAUUGGGACACAGACGAGAGCAAACCACGAAUUCAGAGAACCCCUGUGAAGGACAAGUGCUGCCAGACAGAUCAUCACCAUCAUGGCUGCUGCGAGCCAGCUUAUAUUGUGGAGCCAGGGGAUCCUCCUUUAUUGCAACAACAACUUCAGACAUCAAAGUCCGGCAUUCAGCAGAUCAUUGAGUGUUUUCGAUCAGGAACUGCCCAACUCAAGCACAUAUUACUGAAGGAAGUGGACACUAUCUUUGAAUGCAAACUGUGUCGAAGUCUCUUCCGAGGCCUGCCCAACCUGAUCACACACAAAGAGUUCUACUGCUUUCCCAGUCUCUCUCUGGGGGAUGACUCUGUGGCCUCAAACGACAAACAAAGCCAAGCCAUAAAAGAUCUUUUGGAAGCCAUAUAUCCCAGACAGGAUAAGCAAGAAUACACUAUAAGACUGGAGCCUAUAGAAACUAAUCAAAAUGCAGUGUACCAGUAUGUCUCAAAAGAAGAGGACCAGAACCAGACAACCGAGAAGUACAGUAGUCUUCCUGUGAAUGUGGAAGUCCCAGUUCCUGAGCAACAAGUAGCUGAUGACCUUCCAAGUGAAGAGGCUGUGGAGCCUCUUCCUGUAGAAGACCUUAAUAAGGAUGUUGUUAAAGUGGCACCUGAAGGGGAAACAGUGGAGCCUGAUCUUCCUCACGAGGAGAGUUUAAAUGGUGAAAUACUCGGGCUUCAUGUUGCUUGCUGCCUCUGUGGGAAGGACUUUAAUUCCAGGCGCAGUGUUCGACGCCACGUGAAGAAGGUGCACAAGAAAAAGAUGGAGGAGUUGAAAAAGUCCACAGAGACCAAGAGGGUGACUUCUAUCACAAAAGGACGUCCAAGGGGUGCACUGAUGCCAUCAGCUAGGAGCUGCCCUGUUUGCCAAAAAUCGUUUGCAACCAAAGCGAACGUUCGGAGACAUUUUGACGAGGUCCACAGAGGGCUAAGGAGAGAUUCCAUUACUCCUGAUAUUGCCACAAAACCUGGUCAGCUGCUGUCCCUCAAGACCAGUCCCUGUCCUCAGAAAAUGACAGGAACUCCAGGAAGAAGGCCAAAGUCAUCAUCAAAGGCUGAAUACAACCUCACAGCCUGCAAGUGUCUUCUGUGUAAAAGGAAGUACACAUCGCAAAUCAUGUUGAAGAGACAUAUGAGAAUAGUCCAUAAGAUGACCAAGCUGGAGAAUGGGUCAGCACCUGCUCCCAGUAGCGCAGAAAUAAAAGUGAAAACUGAACCCUCUGAUACAGUGGAACACCACAAUGAAUCCACACCUGUCAGUCAGUCUCCUCAAAGUGAAACAAAGGGCGGAGGACAAGCAAUAGAGAAAAAAAGCACGCCAACAGUUCCGAAGAGUAAGAUCAAGCAGGAGAGUGAUAGCCCCAAGUCAUCUAGCCCUACCACAACAAUAACAACAGGACAGAAGGGAAGAAGGCCCAAACUCUCUGUAGGCUUUGAUUUCAAGCAGCUCUACUGCAAGCUUUGCAAGCGCCAGUUUACAUCCAAACAGAACUUGACAAAACACAUUGACCUGCACACGGAUGGGAAUGAAAUCUACAUCAAAUUCUAUAGGUGCCCACUGUGUCCAUAUGAGACACGUCGCAAGAGGGAUGUUAUCCGACACAUUACAGUGGUGCAUAAAAAAUCCUCUAGGUAUUUGGCAAAGAUCACAGCCAACCUGGAGAGCCGAGCAGUAAAGAAGCCCAUCGAAGUGGUUCUUAACACUGUGGUAAGAAGGGGUCCCCAAAGAGAGGAAAAUAAGCUUGCCAAUUCAAAGCAUGAUGGGAUUUCAGGGUCUCCAUCCAGCAGGAAACAUGAAUCAGCUGAAGUUGGAACUGAGGUUAAAUUCACAAAAAACUUUUCUCUUCACACGUGUAAUAAGUGCGGAAGAGCCUUUGCUAAAAAGGCUUACCUUGAACACCAUAAGAAAACGCAUAAAACAAGUGCAUCCAGCUCACCUGAAGAAAGCAAAACCAAAGGUCGCAGCACACGAUCAAAGGCCCUAAUCUGAUACCUCCCAAUGAUGUACAGAAUACUUGCACUGGAGUUUUAAUUGUUGAAAUGAAAUAUAUCAGAUGGGAAAACCACUAAAGAUGCUGCAGAAGAUUCCUUGACUGGAACCUGGGAAGCAUAAAGGAAGGAUUUUGUGUGUACUAACAGAAUUCAUCAUGUGGAGUUUUGCUUUGCAAUAUAAAGAUAUCAAUGAAGGAGAUUUACAGGCCUAUGUGCAGAUACUGUUUCAAAGACUUAUUGCACUAUGCGUGGGGUCACACUUACACUUGUAUACUGCUGUUUUAGGUUAGGAAUAACUAAGUCUUGUAACUGUUGGACCGUGCCAAGGACUGGUUUAUAUAAUUAAAAUUUUCAGUGAAAACAUAUGUAAGUUAGGAUAUUUUAAUUAAAUUAAUUUUCAAUUGAACCUUAAAAUAACUUACACAAUGAUAAGUGUUCACAUUGCAUUUGUUUAGCAUGUAACAUUUUACCGAAUUCAGUUCUGCUGAACUUGUUUCCUCACAGGUGACUGUAUUUGCAACAAAACCAUUUGCUCUUCUCCAAAGAUCUUAAACUACUUUACUUAUAAUCAUUUUAUGUGCAUUCCACUUUCAGUAACAACAGAUAUAUGGGAAAUUUACACUUAAGAUUAGAAAACCACGGUAUUCUGCUUUUGAUCUGUUGUAAACACAGUUCUGUAAAACAAUUGAACAAUGAAUUGGUGUAUUACUAGUAAUGUAAAAUGAAAACUCAGUUGAUGCCUUUGGUGGCAUUUUCUAUAAUGAACAGUCAUUUGUCUUUACUCCUUUUUCAAAUAUGGGGAGAAGAAGAUAACAUCUAAGACUGGCUUAUUCUGUGAUUUGUAUAUAUAGCAGCCUCCAAAUGAACUUCAUACCGCUGCUAAACCCAAAAAUAUAGUUUUCUAGGUAAAUACAGAUGUCCAUCACAUUUUACAUGCACAUGUAUUCAUACCCUCUAUAUUUAUUAAAAAUAAAACUGUAAAUCAAAGUUCUAAAUUUAAUUGAAUCAUUUUUUAGUUAUCUGAGUUUAUAGACACUUUUGCAAGUCACCUUGAUUCUCCUUGGGUAUUAAAGAAGGCUCAGCACAGAAGCUACUGUAAAUACUCAGUGUCACGUUAUUGUGAAUAUACGUACACCAUUUGGAGGCUCCUAUAUAUUACACUCCUUGUAUUCAUUUCUACUAAUGUGAAAAGUGAUGGAUUAAUAGUUGUACACUUCAGUUAGCGCCAGGUAGAUUUUGACCCUUUUAAUAAUAGCGAUAAUAGGAGAUGGGUUGAGUAGUUUCUGUGGAUGUAUAACUUCAAAAACAGUAGUCAUAUCCACUGUUGGUUAAGAUAAUUAAAUUUGAGCUGGAUGUUUGUCCUGUUUCUCUUUGAGACACCAUAUGGACAUGUUUAAAUGUAAAAAUAAAAUAAUUAUUUUUUAACAGAAAGUAUUAUUUUGAAAGAAAUAGGUUUUACUUUGCAGAGUGUUAAUGGCAUCAUUUCUUCUAGUCAUUUUAAUGAAGUAUGUGAGUUGGCAGCUUUCAGUUCUAAGAAUUUAUAUUUUAUAAGUAUACAGUUAUUUCUGCAUUAGUACAUGAUGUUCUGUAAAUAGUUUUGCUAAAUGUGAUUGUUAGUAAGAUCUUUGUGUUCAAUAUUUUACUGCUGAAAUAUGGAUUUCCAGGUAUGAUAGAAAUGUUGAAAAGAAGUAAUAGGUUUAUUCCAUGCUGAAAAGAGAAGAAAGAAAACACAACAUUUCAGCUGUGGAGACUUCUUCUCUUUUCAGCAUGGAAUAAACCUAUUGUUCCACUGCAGCCUGCGUAUGCAGAUGCAGCUACCCACCUGAACAUGUUGAAAAGAAUCCUGGUUUGAAGGUAUAUUAAUUCUGUAACUGUUCAGAAAUGCUACUCAUUUUGGAUUGUUAAACAUCCCUGAAGAAACCAGGGAGAAAAACCAAACUUCAUGUCAGACCCCUUAACAAAUUCCCCCUUGAAUGGCGGUGCUGUAUUGAAAGCUGUAACUUUUUUAGGUUGCCUGUGAAAUGACUCAUGGUUUAACACACACACACCAACAAACAUAAAAGACAAAUAAAUGCACUGCUCUUUAGGAUGGCAAAUCCCCUCAGGUGGUCUUACUUGGUUUCUUUAAAUCAUAGGGAUUAUUUUUAUUAACUAGAAUGUCACAUUCUAAUUUUCAUUUUGUAUGUUUUGUAUGUAUCUUGCUCUUUGAUUGUUGGAUAGCGAAGGGCACAUUUGCAUUUUUGAAAAGGGUACUAUAAUUCACUCCAUAGAGUGUAAUAGAAAUUUUAACAGGAUGAACUGUGAUUUUUUUCUUUCAUAAAAGGAGCACAUGUGUGUUCAUAUUUAAGCCUGGUUCACACUACACAGAUCGCAAACGUGUGUUAUUACUAGCCUUAAGACAAUCCUUUGAGAAGCAAGUCUACAAAUCUUAAAGUCGAGUUUGACAAGGAAAAGGAUGUUGAAAGUAUUCUAAAUAACAUGUGCUUAAAGGAACAUAUGGAAUGUUCACAGUUAAGGUAAGACAAACAACCUGGUUUAAGGAUUGUUAGAUGAUUUGUCUUGUAUUGUGAAGCAGGCAUUUGGGUGCAAGAUAAAUUAGUUUCAGAUUCAUGUGAAACAUUAUAUAAAGUAGCACCUUCACAAUGUGAGAGCCAGUCUGUUUAAUAAUUUUGUAAAUCUCAUUUGUGCCAUAUGGUAUUCAGUGUUUUUGGUGCCCUUAUGUUUAAGAAGGAUGAUUAUAUAGUACACAAAAACAGUAAUUGUAAACAACAUUGACUAAAAGCACAUCAUUUAUAACAAUAAAGCCUUUAAAAUUGAACAUUUAUCUUAGUCUUAGAAUUUGACUACUCCAGCCACCAGUAAUUUAUUAUUAUGUCAAUUAUUUUACUAUCUGCUGCAUCAGCUUGCAAUUAAAACAACUUGGGUCUUCUUCAUGUAACAAGGUAAUGGUAGUCUUCCUAGUGCUUUGCACUAAAUCAAUGCAAUGAAUAGGAAAAAAAGAAGGUAGAUACUCUUGUAAUUCUUCAAAUGAAUGUAUGAUGAUGGAUAAAUGCACUAUGUAUCAAUAAUAAACUAAAGGUUUGAAGCUG